UUUCGCAUAUUUCCGUUUAAGAAGCGGGUGUUUAAGUACAUAAACCUGCAAGAGAACUCUGUGGGGAAAGCGCCCUUCUCCUCUAUGAUGCUACAUCCUGUUUACUGCUAUCUAUUGUACCUCAACGCCACUUGUUUUCUCUUCUGUUACAACAUAGGGGGAUAAAGAGUUCAUCUGAAAUGCCACAGGAUACAUUAUGAACAGCAUUGACCAUCUGAAAAAAUAAGGUACUUCUUUUUUCUUCCCUAUGUGAGUUGCAGGUCAACCAUAUUAACACCAUGUCUUGCCGGGACAUCCACGCCACCAACGCCUUUGCCUUCUUCAUUGCCUUUGUUUCUGUGGCCGGGAUGGCUGUUGCAGCCUUAAUCCCGCAGUGGCGCAUAACCAGACUGGUCACCUUCAAUCGCAAUGCCAAAAACAUCAGCGUUUACGACGGGCUCUGGGUGAAGUGCGUCAAGCAGGAUGGUUAUUCGGGAUGCUACUUCUAUGACUCAGAGUGGUACUCCAAAGUGGACCUACUUGACCUGAGGCUCCUGCAGUUCUGCUUGCCCGCAGGUUUAGUGUUCGGCUCUGUGGCCUUGCUACUAUGCAUGGCUGGCAUGUGUAAAACCUGCUGCUGCUCAGAAAAGCCUGAAGCGGACAUUAAAAGUAUUCGCUUCUUGGUGAACAGCGCGGGCUGCCACCUGGUGGCAGGGACAUUUCUCUUCCUGGGCGGAGCUAUUGCCAUAGCGCCCUCCGUGUGGUUCCUGUUCUGCACCAAGCAGCUGAACAACAGAUAUGACAACAUUUUUUCAGAUGGCUUUGCGGUGUACGUGUCCAUAGGCUGUUCUGUGGGGCUGAUGCUGUCCGCCCUGCUCAUGUUUAUGUGGUACUGCAUGUGCAAAAAGUUGCCCUCGCCCUUCUGGUUGCCGCUUCCCUCCAUGUCAACCUCGGCAUCCACUCAGCCGCUCACAGCUAACGGGUUCCCGCCUUCGCCAGUUUACGGUCCUCAGCCCUUCCCACAGCAUCAGGCCUAUCCUCCCACGGUGAUUGACACGCAGACAUAUGUUCCGGCACUGGGCUAUGUGCAGAGUGUGACCGCACCCACACCUCCACAAGUGUACAUGUCUCAGAUUUCUGCUCCAGAUGGGUACUGCCCAGAGGUAGGGGUCGGACAAGCAUACAGCUACGCACCCUCUCAGAGCUGCGCAUCCUCUCAAAACUACGCACCCACUCAGAGCUACGCACACACUCAAAGCUAUGCAGCAAGCUACGCUGGCCGCCGCUACUCUUCCCGCUCACGCAUGUCUGCUAUUGAGAUUGACAUUCCUGUGGUGACGCAGUAACACAAGUGAAUGAGAUGGUCAUAGAAGCAAGCAUCUGUUGAGAGCUUAUUUUUCAUGAAGGAUAACAUUUACUGUAGAACAAAGAGUCAAGUUGCCGUCAAAAAAAACACUAAAUUACAUGUCCACUUACUAGCAUUUUCCCUGUUUUCCCAAUAAGGAGCUGAAUAUAUAUAUAUAAUUAGUUUGGAUGCCAAAUUACUUCUCCUGUUACAUGAAGUGCCUAAGAUUCACAGGUUUGUCCAUGUAAAAAAGAUUUCUGCUACUACAGAACUCAUUUGGUGCAAAAUUAAUUGUUCAAUAAUGUGACUUUAACACACUAAUAUGAAGUAAUGCAAGUAACUGUGCCACUUGACAUUGUAGAAUUGAUUAUUUGAAUUUGUAUUUUGUUGUUACUGUAUUAUGAUCCCAACUAGCUGUCACACGCAUUAAGUUAUGACAAUGUACAUCAAGAUACACUGUAAAAGUAGUAGUUGUAUCACUGAAUGAAGAACAUUCCAAACUAGUUUUUUUUAAGAGCACACUACAGCAUUUAAUGACCUAACUGUCGGCCCUUUUUUUUUUCUUUUUUUUUUUUUUUAUAGUUUUUUUUUCGCAUUGAACACAAAAUGUAAUUGUGAUUUCGGUUCUUCAAGUGAACAAUGAGAACAGACUUUGAGUUGCCAGAGUUUUUAAAAGCAUUUGACUUUCAUAUGUGUGCCAUCUGACGACUGAAGUCACAGUCUAAAACCCUCACUAAAUGAGCCACGAGUCAAUUGAAUGCACUUUUUUGGUUCAUUGGUUUGUUAAGUAGCCUUGUUUAGGCCUACACACAUGCCCAUUUUGUAUUCACAUUUUUUUAUAACCUGUGCUUUUAUUAGAGUAUCAUUUCUUCAUGCACAGUAUUCUAGAAUAAUUUGUUAAAAUGUUCUUGUAAAGUUGUUUAUCAUUAAGUUUAUCUGUAACCUGUGUAGUUUUUAUUGUGGCACAAAUUUUGUCAUGUGAGAGAAAAUCCAAAAUAAUGACGUCACUGUCAAAACAUUGGGAUACCACACUUCGAUCUUUACCAAGAAGACAUAACUGAGACGAAAUUACACUUUACAAUAUUCCCACGAAUGAGUAUAAAUUGGUGAAAAUCUGGAUUAUUCGGAUAUAAUGACUUAUGCCAGUGGUUAUAGAAAUGUUAAAAAGAAAUAUAACAAAGCCGUAUUUUAAAAGACUUAAGAUUUGGCUAUUUUCAGUGAGUCGUAACUAACAUCUCUGCUUCAGUUGAAGUGAAUUACUAAAAAGCGUACAAGAGACACCAUCUUUCCUCAAACCUCAGCGUGAGCACAACUGCCCCACAGGGCUGUAUUUUGAGCCCCUUGCUUUUCAGUCUUUACACCUGUGAAUGUGUUCCCAACCACCCUAGCAAUUCCAUCAUCAAAUUUGCAGAUGAUACUACAGUGGUGGGGCUCAUCAUAGAAGGGGACGAGACUGCCUAUAGACGAGGUGAAGGCACUGUCAGACCAAUAUGCCAAAAACAACCUCAUUCUCAAUCCCACGAAGACCAAGGAGCUGAUUUUUGAUUUCAGAAAAAAAAUCACUGAACCCAUCCAGCCCAUCUACAUCAUGGGAGAGGAGGUGGAAAUGGUCUCAGAGUGCAAUUUCCUGAGCAUGAACAUCUCAAGCAACAUGACCUGGAAAAGCAACACCACUGCACUCCAGAAAAAACGUCAACAAAAACUAAUUUCUGAGAAGACUGAGGAAAAUAGAUCUUGCUGAUAACCUGCUCCUGUCCUUCUAUCGCUGCUCCGUUGAGUCACUACUGACCUACGGUAUCUCCGUGUGGUUUUCUAGCUGCACAUUGGCAGAGAGAAAGAAAUUACAGGGGUCAUAAACGUGGCCCACAAGAUCACUGCAUGUCUUCUUACAUCUCUAGAGGACUUGUAUAGAGACACUGCAACAGGAGAGCAAACAGCAUCCUCAGGGCCUCAUCCCACCCAGGUCACCACUUGCUGGAACUCUUGCCCUCAGGGAGGCGCAAUAAGACCAUCAAAGCAAGGACAAAUAGAUUGCAAAAUAGUUUCUAUCCCAGAGCUGUUAUUGCCCUAAACGCUGCACGUACCUGAACACUCACCACUUUAUUAACUUGCUUACCUCUGAUAGAGAUCUGCUGGACAAUAUGUUUUUAACAUGUUAUGUUUUUAAAUGUUAUUUUUUUUAAAUGAUUGUUGUCUUAAGAUUAUUUAAUGUAAGUUGUUUUAAUAGCAGAGCUUCACGGUGGCAGAGGGGUUAGUGCGUCUGCCUCACAAUACGAAGGUCCUCAGUAGUCCUGGGUUCAAUCCCGGGCUCGGGAUCUUUCUGUGUGGACUUUGCGUGUCUUCCCCGUGAAUGCGUGGGUUCCUUCCGGGUACUUAGGCUUCCUCCCACUUCCAAAGACAUGCACCUGUGGAUAGGUUGAUUGGCAACACUAAAUUGGCCCUAGUGUGUGAAUGUGAGUGUGAAUGUUGUCUUUCUAUCUGUGUUGGCCCUGCGAUCAGGUGGCGACUUGUCCAGGGUGUACCCCGCCGUAGACCCGAUUGUAGCUGAGAUAGGCACCAGUGCCCCCCGCGACCACAAAGGGAAUAAGCAGUAGGAAAAUGGAUGGAUGGGAUGGGUUUUAAAAGCACUGAGCUGGUUUGCUGUCCAAUUUCGUUGUUUCCAUACAUUGACAAUAAAGGUAUUCUGAUUCUGAA
Messenger RNA from Nerophis ophidion (straightnose pipefish), 4018 nucleotides. RefSeq names its product claudin 12 (gene cldn12). Gene Ontology annotation, cellular component: plasma membrane. Lineage: Eukaryota; Metazoa; Chordata; Actinopteri; Syngnathiformes; Syngnathidae. Bases 279 to 1325 code for a protein of 348 amino acids. The record is from RefSeq and is a predicted model, not a curated record. The transcript has 3 exons.